This is a messenger RNA of Cylindrotheca closterium, 1758 nucleotides long. NCBI's taxonomy places the organism in Eukaryota, Bacillariophyta, Bacillariophyceae, Bacillariales, Bacillariaceae. The record is from the annotation of a GenBank genome assembly.
AUGACCAAUCGAGCAACAACUCGGUCCGCUCGUGGUUUCUUAUUGGUGAUUACAACUGCUGCCUUGACAGCCCAAGCUUUUUCGACGAGCGACAUUUCACAAAGCGGAAGUCGUGGUGUCAAUAACAAGAACCUUCACCACAGCGGAAUCCAGACGACGACUCAGUGUCAACCGUGGCGCCCUUGGAGUCAAAAUCAACGCAUCGCUCGUGGAUAUUCUUCAUCCUCUCCUUUGCAUCAAACUCGCCGUCCCGGCAAUCCAAUCACGGGGCUUUUUAGUGACAUGGCUUCUUCCAUCUCGUCAUCCUUGUCGAGUACUCCUGGAAAGCCCAAAUUCAAUGUCGACGCGUUGGAUCAGAAACUGAACGCUGCGGUCGACCAAGCUUCUUGGGAAGACAUUCGAACCAAGUUGGGAGGUCAACAAACGGAAGAAGAAAAGGCCUUUCGUUCCAACGUCGAAAAGGGCAUUGGGAAAGCCUCGCCUCUCAACAAAGUUCGUCUCUUUGAUGAAUCCAACAGCGAAAGUGAUAUCCGAGUGACUUUUUACCGCGACCAUGCAUCUUGGUGCCCCUAUUGCCAAAAGGUUUGGUUGACUUUGGAAGAGAAAAAGAUUCCUUAUAGAAUUGAAAAGGUCAACAUGCGUUGCUAUGGAGAAAAGACGAGAGAAUUUAAGAAUCUGCAACCAAGUGGAGCCAUUCCUGUUGCUAUCAUUGACGGAGAGACCUACAACCAGUCCAAUGAUAUUAUUUUUGCCCUCGAAAAAAAGUUCCCAAACAAAAAGUUGCUACCAGAGGACCAAAUGGGACAACAGGACGCACAGCAGCUACUUCGUUUGGAACGAUCACUCUUUUCGGCAUGGAUGUAUUGGCUCACUGGUAGUAACUCUGCUGGAACAAAAAAGACUUUUGUUGAUACAUUGACUCAAGUGGAAAAAGCAUUGGAAUCAUCAUCCGGUGGAGACUUCUUUCUGGGAAAAGAUGUCAGCUUGGUGGACUUUAUGUUUGCACCCUUCCUCGAACGAAUGGCAGCUUCCAUGGCUUACUUUAAGGGUUUUCCAAUUCGAGUUGUCAAGGGUGAAAAGACCGACUUUCCAGCGGUGAACAGAUGGUUCGAUGCUAUGGAGACUCUUGAAUCCUAUCACCUUACUAAGGGAGACUUUUACAGUCACUGCUGGGACUUGCCACCACAAUUGGGUGGAUGCACAUAUGAUAUUUCCAAAGGCGAACCAUACACCAAGGCAAUCAAUGGCGAACGUACGCUUGAUGGGUCCCGCGGAAGCUGGGAUCUGCCUCUGGAACCACACAACCAAGGUGUCGAACCAGAUUGGGACUUUUUGGGACAGGACGAAGCUGCUGCUAAACGAGAAGCAGUGGAACGGCUGUCUUUCAACCAUAAAGCAAUUGUUCGCUUCGCAGCCCGUGGUGCUGGAAAGAAAGGCAUGCCACCCUAUUCGGCACCUCUUUCUGAUCCCAAUGCGGUGCCUGGAGAAAGUGUGAUCGGUUCGGUGGACACGAUCCUGAAGCUUGUUUCUUCCGCGAUGUUGGAUGGAGUUGACAACCAAAAGACCACUGCUGAAAUGAAAGAGACUGCGAAGAUAAUCAUGGCCGACGGCGGAGACGAGCACCGAGACAACGUGAUUGCUAGCUUGGCUUAUCUACGAGACCGAAUUGGUGUCCCACGCGAUAUGCGGCUUCCAGCAGCACGUCAGUUACGAGCACACUUGAAUUGGUCGAUUGGCAUCAUUCUUGAGGCUAAAUAG